UUAGUAGGCCCAUCAGUGUUAUCAUCGUCCGAUCUGAAAAAUAAGACUCCGAAGUUGGAGCAAAAAGAGAGAAAUGUUACGGAUUCAGAAGUACAGAGAAUGGGAUUCCUGCUGAGGGUGAGAUUCGCUUCGUUCUUCACCGGAGCCGCUUUGGCGUCGGCUGUCGGCCUUUAUGUCCUCUACGAUGAUUACAAGACUGCUCACCAUGCUCUUUCAACCCAGAUGAAUGUUGUCUAUCAAUCUCUAAAUGGACGUAUUUCAGCAUUGGAGAAGGUGAAAGCUGUUCAGGAAACAAAACACGUGGAAUGUUCGGACUAGCCUUCCCUAAUUGUUUCAUAAUACCAUUGGCAAGCUUGCUAAAGCUUCACCUUUUCUCUUUGACUGAUGGAAAGGCAAUCGUUUUAAAUCACUUUGGACAUCAGUUAUGGUGUUUUUCAAUGCGAUUUUCUACCAUAGUUAUCUGCGUUAUAUUUUCAUGUAUAAUACGUAGUACUAGUUAUCUGUUUUUUUCUCUCCCCCACCCACCCCCAUGAUGACAAUGAUGUGUAAGUCUCUAUGCCAUGUGGCUCACUUUGAAAAAUCUGAAUACAUCCCAAAUUUCUCCAUGAGAAUGGCGCCAACUUAAAACGUGGCAAAUGCCCUUCUAACGUAGAGUUUUUUGCUGGAAAAGAACAUGUUGUGAACCUUCCAAUACACUGGCAGUGCUGAGGUUUU
Messenger RNA from Cuscuta epithymum, 714 nucleotides. NCBI's taxonomy places the organism in Eukaryota, Viridiplantae, Streptophyta, Magnoliopsida, Solanales, Convolvulaceae. The record is from the annotation of a GenBank genome assembly.